This is a messenger RNA of Porites lobata, 7113 nucleotides long. The record is from the annotation of a GenBank genome assembly. NCBI's taxonomy places the organism in Eukaryota, Metazoa, Cnidaria, Anthozoa, Scleractinia, Poritidae.
AUGGCACAGAGUGGAAACGGAGCAGCAUGUGAGAGUGAUGUUACAUCACUUGGUACCGGACAAGAGCUGAAUGUUGAUGAUGACACAGUGAAAGGUAAAGAUUCUUACAACUGUCAAUAGUGUAUCACUAAAAGGCAUUUAAUAUAGCAAACUAAGGGGAAAUGAAAUAAAAUAUACAAAAAAGACAACAAACCGUCCCUUGAAAGCAUUCAACAAUGGAAAUGGUUAGAGAAUCAAAGUCGUUAAACAUUAUCUCUACUGAAGGUAUCUUGAUUAGGCUUUUCCUAGAAUUUGUGGUCGAGUUUAGCAAGUGUGGCGAAAUGAAUGGCUGUUUUGGUACUAGUGCUUUAUAUACAAGUGAAGAUAAUGUCAAUUUACAGCUUUAUACUGAUUUUUCCAGAUCAAACCAUUAUGGCACAUAGUGGAAACGCAGCAGCAAGUGAGGGUGAUGUUACAUCACUUGGUACCGGACAAGAGCUGAACUUUGAUGAUGACACACUGAAAGGUAACGAUUCUUACAACUGUUAAUAGUGUAUUACCAAAAGGCCUUUAACAUGAGAAAUUUAAUGAGAAAUGAAAUAAAAGAUACAGAAAAAAAGGUCAUUUGAUAACAUUCAACAUUUGAUACAUAAAGACUGAAAGUCAUUAAAAAUUAUCUCCACUGAAGGUGUUUUUUAUUUUUUAUCUACAGAUUAAACUUUUUCUAAAAUUUGUGGUCGAUGAAUUCCUUUUUCCUUGCGAAUUAACCGUUACAUAUAGCCCUGCAUCUGUCUCGGGGACGGGAGAGUAUAGUAGAGUUUUACAUUUCUAGCGCCUUACAUUGAGAAAAUUCGCGGUAUUACUGUAUUUGGCAAAUUUUCAUGCGGUACUUAUGUCAUUGUGGUCUUUAAUUCUAAUAUUGUGGUACGUCUAAACAUGCGGAAUCUUUUUUUGAUUGGCGCGUAAUUUUUAGCAUGGUUUUGUCGAAUUCGUCGAUUUUUCUUUGCGGUGUUACGGUGUUCCGUAUACCCCUAGCAACUCGUCAAUCUUAUUUUUUGCGCAUGCGUAUACUUCUGCUACAAGACCGGCUUUGAUAGUGUGAUAAUAGCUGUGGUCACACUACAGACUUUUUACCUAGGUAAAUUCGACUUGUUGACAGUUUACCUAGGGAAACUUGAUUUUUAAAGUGUGACCGAUUUUUCCCUAGGUAACUUACCUCGGUGAAAUUUUAUCGUCUGGGUCUUGGAUAUGUCUCGAGAACAAAAGAGUUUCCCUUGACAGCUACCCCAAAGCGAUAGAUAGGGAAACAUGAAAUACCGAGGUUGCUAGCCAAUAGACUCUCAUCGGCGAAAGUCUUGAUGACAGAACCCGGACAUAGCUCACGCGGUGAAAGAAAUUUUGGGGGCACGAUUCGUCUACGUCUUCGCCUUUCUUCACCUUGCAUGUUGAAUUAGCGUAAGAAAUAACAGUGAGAGAAAAGAAAAAAACGUCUCUUUGAUCAGUUAGAUCCCUGCGCAUCUUGCCUUCUGAAAUUUACACUCCAAAAAAUUCAACUGGCGUGAAAACCUUUGUAGCCGAUAUCAGUAGUGUGACCUUCCCAGAAUUUUUCAUCUAGUUAAAACAAAACCCGAGAUGAAUUUACCUCGGGAGAUUUUUAAUGAAUUUGCCAUAGGUAAAUCACUUUUACCUAGGUAAAAGUCGGUAGUGUGACCACAGCUAAUGUGCCCAGUUGCGGUUUUCGAAAGGUUUACCAAACAAUAUUUCCAUGAUGAUUUGUCAUGCGUUUGAACCCAUCAACACAAACAAUUAGUAACGCAUUUAUAUUAACGGAUGCUGAAAUCCUAUGGUGCAACCACAGCACCUUCACAUUGUACCAUUUAUUAUUAUAAAUAUUAUAACUAUUAUGUUAUUAUUAUUAUUAUUAUUAUUAUUAUUAUUAUUAUUAUUAUUAUUUGAAAAGGUUAUUUUAAGGUUAAUUCAAUCUUAGUUUUUGUAGUUUUGAAACUAAAAAAAGUGUUGUUGUUGAUGUGGUCAUAGCAGCCAAACAUCUGUAAGUAGGAAUCCGAAUUUAUAUACUUAACAGUGUUUUUAUCACGAAUUUUCAUCAACAAAGUAUUACCAAUAACAAAAGCUGUUGCAAAUUAUGACGAUUAUCCCCUUAAGUUCUAUAAAGCUAAAAGUAAACUUUACCGAAUUUCACUUGCACCAAAAAGAAACAGUAUGCUUAUAAGGAUAAUUCCUGCAAUUGACUCCUGAAUCUGUAUUCAAAUAUGAUUCUAUCACGUCUUACUGAAGUGGUACUGUAACUCGCUGCUGCUACUAAGUCGAUUAACUAACGUAACAAAAAAAAAUGCAAAACACGUCGCUCUGAGUCUGAAACUGAAUCAGUCACCGAGAUUGUCGAAAAGUGAGUUGACGAUGCUUGGCUACUAUGGUGGCCUGAGCGACUGGGCUACUGAAUACGAAAACGCAGUUUCAUGUCUUGAUUGAAAGCACAAUAGAAAACUCAAUCAGAUUACGUGUACUUUCACGUUGUUUGAAAAGUACUUCACCACCCAUUUCAUGACUGCGUGCUACAGAAUUUUAAUUGAUUUGUUCAGUAAAUAAAAGUUUUAUACCAAUGUGAGUUUACCACUUGUGGCAAAAUGAAUGGUUGUUUUGGUAACAGUGCUUAUGCAAUUGAAGUUAAUAUUAAUUUAAAGCUUUUUACCGAUUUUUCUAGAUCAAACCAUAAUGGCACAGAGUGGAAACGGAGCAGAAUGUGAGAGUGAUGUUACCUCACUUGGUACCGGACAAGAGCUGAAUUUUGGUGAUGACACACUGAAAGGUAAAGAUUCUUACAACUGUGAAUAGUGUAUCACCAAAAGGCAUUUAACAUAGAAAACUAAAGGGAAAUGAAAUAAGAUAUACAAAAAAGACAACAAACCGUUUUUUGAAAUCAUUCAACAUACGGAAGUGGUUAGAGAGUCAAAGUCGUUAAACAUUAUAUCUACUGAAGGUAUCUUGAUUAGGCUUUUCCUAGAAUUUGUGGACGAGUUUAGCACGUGUGGCGAAAGGAAUGGCUGCUUUGGUACUAGUGCUUUAUAUGGAAAUGAAGAUAAUAUCAAUUUAAAGCUUUUUACUGAUUUUUCCAGAUCAAACCAUUAUAGCACAGAGUGGAAACGCAGCAGCAAGUGAGGGUGAUGUUACAUCACUUGGUACCGGACAAGAGCUGAACUUUGAUGAUGACAAACUGAAAGGUAAAGAUUCUGACAACUGUUAAUAGUGUAUCACCAAAAGGCCUUUAACAUAGAAAUUUAAGGAGAGAUGAAAUAAAAGAUACAGAUAGGAAAAAAACCGUCAUUUGAUAACAUUCAACACACAUAAAGACUAAAAGAAGUUAAACAUUAUCUCCACUGAAGGUGUUUUUUAACAAAAAAAACUGCAAAAGACGUCGCUCUGAAUCUGAAACUGAAUCAGCCACCGAGAUUGUCGAAAAGUGAGUUGACAAUACUUGGCUACAAUGGUGGCCUGAGCGACUGGGCUACUGAAUACGAAAACGCAGUUUUAUAUCUUGAUUGAAAGAACAAUGGAAAACUCAAUCAGAUUACGUGUACUGUCCCGUUGUUUGAAAAGUACUUCACCACGCUUUUUAUGACUGCCUGCUACAGAAUUUUAAUUGAUUUGUUCAGUCAAUAAAAGUUUUAUACCAAUGUGAGUCUACCACUUGUGGCAAAAUGACUGGUUGUUUUGGUAACAGUGCUUAUGCAAGUGAAGUUAAUAAUAAUUUAAAGCUUUUCACCGAUUUUUCCAGAUCAAACCAUAAUGGCACAGAGUAGAAACGGAGCAGAAUUUGAGAGUGAUGUUAUAUCACUUGGUACCGGACAAAAGCUGAAUUUUGGUGAUGACACACUGAAAGGUAAAGAUUCUUACAACUGUGAAUAGUGUAUCACCAAAAGGCAUUUAAUAUAGCAAACUAAGGGGAAGUGAAAUAAAAUAUACAAAAAAGACAACAAACCGUCCUUUGAAAACAUUCAACAUACGGAAGUGUUUAAAGAGUCAAAGUCGUUAAACAUUAUCUCUACUGAAGGUGCUUUUUUCAUUUUUUAUCUAGAUUAGGCUUUUCCUAGAAUCAGUUGUGGUCGAGUUUACCACUUGUGGCAAAAUGAAUGGCUGUUUUGGUAGUAGUGCUUUAUAUACAAGUGAAGAUAAUGUCAAUUUACAGCUUUAUACUCAUUUUUCCAGAUCAAACCAUUAUGGCACAGAGUGGAAACGCAGCAGCAAGUGAGGGUGAUGUUACAUCACUUGGUACCGGACAAGAGCUGAACUUUGAUGAUGACACACUGAAAGGUAAAGAUAUCUUACAACUGUUAAUAGUGUAUUACCAAACGACCUUUAAUAUAGCAAAAUAAGGAGAAAUGAAAUGAAAUUUACCAAAAAGACAAAAAACAUUCAACAUACGGAAGUGGUUAAAGAGUCAAAGUCGUUAAACAGUAUCUCUACUGGAGGUGGUAUUUUAACUUUUUAUCUAGAUUAGGCUUUUCGUAGAAUUUGUGGUCGAGUUUACCACUUGUGGCGAAAUGAAUGGCUGUUUUGGUACUAAUGAUUUAUAUACAAGUGAAGAUAAUGUCAAUUUACAGCUUUAUACUGAUUUUUCCAGAUCAAACCAUUAUGGCAGAGAGUGGAAACGCAGCAGCAAGUGAGGGUGAUGUUACAUCACUUGGUACCGGACAAGAGCUGAACUUUGAUGAUGACACACUGAAAGGUAAAGAUUCUUACAACUGUUAAUAGUGUAUUACCAAAAGGCCUUUAACAUGAGAAAUUUAAUGAGAAAUGAAAUAAAAGAUGCAGAAAAAAAAGGUCAUUUGAUAACAUUCAACAUUUGAUACAUAAAGACUGAAAGUCAUUAAAAAUUAUCUCCACUGAAGGUGUUUUUUAUUUUUUAUCUACAGAUUAAACUUUUUCUAAAAUUUGUGGUCGAUCAAUUCCUUUUUCCUUGCGGAUUAACCGUUACAUAUACCCCUGUAUCUGUCUCGGGGACGGGAGAGUAUAGUAGAGUUUUACAUUUCUAGCGCCUUACAUUGAGAAAAUUCGCGGUAUUAUUGUAUUUGGCAAAUUUUCAUGCGGCACUUAUGUAAUUGUUGUCUUUAAUUCUAAUAUUGUGGUAUGUCUAACCAUGCGGAAUUUUUUUUUGAUUGGCUCGUGAUUUUUAGCAUGGCUUUGUCGAAUUCGUCGAUUUUUCUUUGCGGUGUUACGGUGUUCCGUAUACCCCUAGCAACUCUUCAAUCUUAAUUUUUGCGCAUGCGUAUACUUCUGCUACAAGACCGGCUUUAAUAGUGUGAUAUUGUGCCCAGUUGCGGUUUUAGAAAGGUUUACCAAACAAUGUUUCCAUGGUAAUUUGUGAUGCGUUUAAACCCAUCAACAGAGACAAUUAGUAAGGCAUUUAUAUUAACAGAUGCUGAAAUCCUGUGGUGCAACCACAGCACCUGCACAUUGUACCAUUUAUUAUUAUAAAUACAAUAACUAUUAUGUUAUUAUUAUUAUUAUUAUUAUUAUUUUUAUUAUCAUUAUUCUUAGACAUGAUGAAUGACAUUGGCAUCGACAAAAAGCAGCAACGUUAUAUAAUCAAGAAAAUGAUAAAUAUAGCCAUUAGAGCAACAUAUUACAUCUUUUGUUGUAGAAAUAGGAACCGGGAUAGCCCAGGCUUAAUGCAAUUUUGAAUUUUUUUUUUUUUUGUUUUGUUUUGUUUUUGUUUUUGUUUUUUUUUUCUUUUUAAUAAUCCAAUCUCAAGCAGCAUUUUUAAAUCGCCUAUACGUAGCGAGAUUUACAAUUGUACAUUCAAAAACACAAAUAAAGUUUCCGUUAUUAUUAUUAUAAUUUUAAAAGGUUAUUUUAGGGUUAAUCCAAUCUUAGUUUUUGUAGUUUUGAAACUAAAAAAAGUGUUGUUGUUGAUGUGGUCAUAGCAGCCAAACAUCUGUAAGUAGGAAUCCGAAUUUAUAUACUUAACAGUGUUUUUAUCACGAAUUUUCAUCAACAAAGUAUUACCAAUAACGAAAGCUGUUGCAAAUGAUGACGAUUAUCCCCUUAAGUUCUAUAAAGCUAAAAGUAAACUUUACCGAAUUUCGCUUGUACCAAAAAGAAACAGUAUGUUUAUAAGGAUUAUUGCUGUUAUUGACUCCUGAUUCUGUUUUCAAAUAUGGUUCUGUCACAUCUUACUGAAGUGGUACUGUAACUCUCUGCUGCUAGUAAGUCGAUUGACUAACGUAACAAAAAAACUGCAAAAACGUCGCUCUGAAUCUGAAACUGAAUCAGCCACCGAGAUUGUCGAAAAGUGAGUUGACAAUGCUUGGCUACUAUGGUGACCUGAGCGACUGGGCUACCGAAUACGAAAACGCAGUUUCAUGUCUUGUUUGAAAGCACAACUCAAUCAGAUUACGUGUACUGUCCCGUUGUUUGAAAAGUACUUCACCACGCAUUUCAUGACAGCCUGCUGCAGAAUUUUAAUUGGUUUGUUCAGUCAAUAAAAGCUUUAUACAAAUGUGAGUUUUGUUUUGGUAACAGUGCUUAUGCAAGUAAAGUUAAUAUUAAUUUAAAGCUUUUCUCCGAUUUUUCCAGAUCAAACCAUGAUGGUACAGAGUGGAAACGGAGCAGAAUUUGAGAGUGAUGUUACAUCACUUGGUACCGGACAAGAGCUGAAUUUUGGUGAUGACACACUGAAAGGUAAAGAUUCUUACAACUGUUAAUAGUGUAUCACCAAAAGGCAUUUAAUAUAGCAAACUAAAGGGAAAUGAAAUAAAAUAUACAAAAAAGACAACAAACCGUCCUUUGAAAACAUUCAACAUACGGAAGUGUUUAAAGAGUCAAAGUCGUUAAACAUUAUCUCUACUGAAGGUAUCCUGAUUAGGCUUUUCCUAGAAUUUGUGGACGAGUUUAGCACUUUUGGCGAAAUGAAUGGCUGCUUUGGUACUAGUGCUUUAUAUACAAGUGAAGAUAAUGUCAAUUUACAGCUUUAUACUGAUUUUUCCAGAUCAAACCAUUAUGGCACAGAGUGGAAACGCAGCAGCAAGUGAGGGUGAUGUUACAUUACUUGGUACCGGAAAAAAGCUGAAUUUUGAUGAUGACAAACUGAAAGGUAAGGAUUCUGACAACUGUUAA